GGUUAACAUUAACAGCUGAUGAGAUGAUGUUUGUUUUCAAAAAUAAUUGGCAAUGUUAUAAAUACCCCUAAACGUUUUGAUUUCUAAUAAUGCUUUUCGUUUUUACUGUAUUCCACAAGUGAAAAGUCGCUCAUGAUGGUGAAUUCAGAAAACUCUGAUUGGGAUUACUGUCCUUCAGAAAUAUUGUUGUUAAUAUUUAAAUAUUUAGAUAACAAGUCUCUUUUUAACUGUAUGACUGUUAACAAGAGAUGGUUCUGCCUUGUGUCCACCACCGCUCGUAGAACAGGAUGGGAAAAUAUGGUGAAGUUUGGUAUUUCUGAUAGUGGAGCGUCUUUUAGAAAAAAAUCUAAACUGGAAUCCAGGGAUAUUAUAAUUAACCAUUGCCUCUGGCAGAAUAUAGAAAUAACUAGUGCUGUGUGUCAGCGCAGUUAUGAAUUAGAUGAUUUACUAAAUAUUAAUGUUUAUAAGGGUGCUUUAAUUUUGGUUGGUACAUCAAAUGUAUCAUAUUAUGACAUUGAGAGUAAUGCUUUAUUCAAGACUUCUACUGGUUCAUAUGCUGAUUAUGAUGAAAAUGAUUACAUGAUAUCAGCAUUACAAAAAUGUGACUAUUUAAAGAUACUAAAUUUAAGCCCUAAACGAGAUCCACAUUCUUAUUGGGAUGACACAGAUUCACAAGCUUUCACAGUUCCAUUAUACAAGAUACAUGACGACUGCUGCUAUGUAACAACUACAGACAGAUGUCUGUUUGCGUUGAAAUGGACCGAGGAGCUGUGGGAUUGGAAGCUGCUCGCUCGUCAUUACGGGCACGGUGUGAUAGUCGACAUUAACGUGUACCAGGACGAAGUUUACGUGAUGCUUAACUGGGGCGGUCUGCUGAAAGUAGACCGGGUAGGCUUGAAAUUCCAGCCGGGUUAUUGUUUUGAUAUACCCAAAUAUUCGAAUCCAAUGCUGUACCAAAAGUAUGGUGCUAUAAUCCCAGUUUCCAAUGAUUCGCCGUUCAAAAUGAAAUACCAGGAUUCUGAACAUUGGGUAUUAGAAUGCCCGGGUCUCACGUGCACCCUGGAGCACGGCGACAUGUUGAUGCUGGGCUAUGAGGAUGGUAAAGUUGAAAUAUAUGAACCACGAAAGAUGAAGUGUCCAGAACCAAAACCCAUACUCAGCUUAAAUGUUCAACAGUUUGCUAAAAGUUACGAUACGGACAAUGUUGCGGUAUUAAAACUGGAAGUUAGCGAAGCGGAGUUAUCUCACGAUUUAUUUAUAGCUACAAAAUCAACUGUAUAUCAAAUAAAAUUAGACCACGAUGAAAGUAUACGAAAUUGUAUAUUGAAUGAAUGCAAAUAAAUAUUAAUUUCUUUGUAAUAUUUCCAAUGGUGAUCUAACAUAGAAAGAAGAUCAGUUAUGUCCAAAAUCUCGAUAUUUUUAAACUUUAACGCAGUGUUUUUUGUCUUAUAGAACAGCAUAACAUAAGUAGCUAGCUGGAUAUCAUGCCACCUAUAUUUAACUAUCAACGAAUUUCUAAACUUCUGUAAAAGUUUCAACUGUGCGUGGGGCGCACUAACCUGAAUAAUUUAGUCAUUAUUCAAAAAUAUAUACGUAUUAAUUUUUUUUCUAAAAAUAUUCUCCAUUACUAAACUUUACACUUUUUAUACUCUACACUUACAAAAAGUGUCACAGGUUCUACGGUCUUCCAAAGACAACUUCCCUUUGGUGAAACCUGGUGUAUAGUGUGGUGAUAGUUCGUAUAUUGGACAAACGAAGCGGACAAUAGGGACCUAGGAAUCGGGCGAACGCAGAAGGUUUAUUUUAAAUUUAUAAUUUUUGUCUUUGUAAUGGUUCUUGUUUUGGUUACCUACCUGUCAAUAAAAAGCCCUAUAUACUAAAUAUAUAUUUCCCUUUCAAUUUGUAUGACUACGCAAUAUUUGAAAUAGCAUUUAAAUUUUAAUAUUUCUACGUUACAUUUAUAUUAUUUUAGGGUGUAAAUGUAAAUAGAUAAAAUAAUCUGCAAUUUAGAGGAAAACUGCCGUAAUCUAAAAUGUUGAC
Molecule: messenger RNA, 2040 nt
Organism: Chilo suppressalis (striped riceborer)
Lineage: Eukaryota; Metazoa; Arthropoda; Insecta; Lepidoptera; Crambidae
Source: the annotation of a GenBank genome assembly